GAAGAAUGCUCGUUUUGGCGCUUAACCUUUUACGUAAACAACAGCAUAACUCUGGUCCCAUCGAAAAUCACGAUCAAUUUACCAAAUUCUCAGGACAAUAAAAAUGGAAAAUGGAACAGUUUUCAACGUGUUUGGACUCCCCUUGAACGUUGUACUGAGAUAGGUUUAUCUGUCUGCACUACGGCAGAACAGUAAAUUGAUCCUUCGACUGGAACUGUGCAUGGAAGAUGGCGGACGAAAAGGACAUCCCCGUUUUGGAAGAAAGAACACGAACUAUGACAGAGAAAGGUUUAGAGUACAAAAAACACAUCAAACGGACAGAAAGAGACAGUGCUCUAAAAAUUUGACUAGUGAAUCUGACAUACUGAUCAGUAUUCUAGAUGAAACAGACGAUCAUGGCGUAAUAAGAGGUGGAUAUUCGAAGUGGAUGACACUGUAUGAGACCCUCCUUUACGUAAAUGAGGAUUAUCAACAGCUCCUCACAUCUGCAGAAAUCAAAGAAGAUUCUUUGAAUCAAAGGCUGGGGGGUUCACUGACAUUAAACGUCGUGCUGAGGAGAAGUUGAUGAGACCAACACAACGAAGUGAAGUGACAAUCUCGCAAAAAAGUGUAAAAAGCAACGCCUCGAGCAGGAUUUCUAUCGAAAGAAUUAAGGAGAGCCAAAGGAAGGCAGAACUUUUGGCGAGAAAAGCUGCCUUUCAGGAAAGACAGAAGAUAGAAGAAGAAAAGCUAAAAACGAAAAUGAAAGAAGAGGCGUUAGAGUUAGACACUAAAAUCAAAGUGAGUGAGGCGAAGGAAAAAGUGUUGGACGAGCUCGAAAGCGUGUUACAGGACGAUAGACUGUUUUCUAAUAUGGAGAGCCCAAAGACAGUGGGAGCAGACCAACACCAUGGAACUGUUGGCCCAAAUGCACAACAGACGUCAGUGUGGCAACCAUACGUGCCACAUUCCGAUUGGACUCCUCAACUGAGAACGACAUCGAAAAGUGCAGUUUCCGAGCCCCAUAUCACGUUCCAGGAACAGACAACGACACAUGCCCAACCAUCUCAACCGGUAUCUAGACUUGCGACGACAGGAGCAAACAUGUAUAGUGACUUAAAAACUGUUGACAAUGCUGGACACACCAUUGCUCAGUACUUGAGCCGAAAGGAUGUUCUGAAGGGCAGACUCUACUCUUUUAGUGGCAAAUGCGAACACUACUUGUCAUGGAAGGACACAUUCACAUGUGUUAUGCUUGAGGUUGGUGCCAGUCCAGCGGAAGAACUUGACAUGUUGUUGCGCUGGGCAGGUACAGGCUCAAGGCAGAUUAGCAGCAUAAAGUCUGCCAACUCGGACAAUCCCCAACUUGGAUUGUUUCGUGCAUGGGAUAGAUUAGACACACAGUAUGGCUCACCUGAAAGAGUAGAAUUGGCCCUCAGAACCACACUUAACAAUGUACCAAGGAUCACAUUUAAGGACAAAAUGAAACUUUUUGACUUAUCUGAUGUGUUGGCCGAAAUUUCUGCUAUAAAAAGCAAACCGAAAUACUCAGCUCUUCUUAGCUACUUGGACACUGCGGCCGGUGUUAAUCCCACUAUUAACAAACUGCCAGUACCAUUCCAGAACAAAUGGCGUGACAAGGCACUGUUUUACAAAAGAUCACAUAAUGUCUUAUUCCCACCUUUCACUUAUUUUUGUCAAUUUGUCAAUGAUAUGGCUGUUGCAUACAAUGACCCUAGCUUUGAUUUCGAUGUUUCACAGGUUUCGCAGGGUACAAGCGACACAAGACAACGCCAACAACGCCCGACUUCAGUGACGGUCAACAAGACAUUACAGAACGCGGAAAACGACCUGAUCACCUUCCCUCUGCACAGAGACCGACACAAGCUCACCGAAUGUAGAACUUUCAAGCACAAGAGCCUGGAAGAACGACGACAGCUCCUGAAACAGAACGGUAUUUGUUUUAGGUGCUGUGCAGGCCGACACCUCUGCAGGGACUGUGUUGAAGCUGUCCGGUGCAUUGAGUGUAGUUCAACAAACCACUCGACCCCGAUGCACGUAUUCAGAGCAGCUAGAGAUCACGACGGGGAGAGAGGCCCCAAGCAUGCGGAAGAGAGUUCAAGGCCUGACAUGAAGGUUGAUUCGAAGUGUACCGAGGUUUGCGGAAAUAAACCAGGAAAAUCAUGUGCCAAAAUUGUUUUAGUAGACAUCAUGCACAACGACAGCAAAAGGCCGCCUUUACGAACAUAUGCCAUCAUAGAUGAUCAAAGCAAUCACUCACUUGCGAAAGCGGAAUUGUUCAACCAAUUUGAUGUGAAAAGUCCGGCGUCCCCAUAUUCCUUGAAAAGCUGUGGCGGCCGAGUGACCUUGACAGGCAGGCAAGCAAAUGGUUUUGAGGUACGAUCGAUAGAUGGUUCCGAGCGGCUUGAACUCCCUAUUUUCACCGAAUGCGACCUAAUCCCGGACAACAGAAGAGAAAUUCCAACACCUGAAGUUGCUGCCAACCACACCCAUCUGAGAUGUAUCGCCGAGUCCAUCCCACCACUGGACAAUGAGGCUGAAAUUCUACUGCUCAUAGGAAGAGAUCUUAUGCCAGCCCACUACAUCUUAGACCAAAGGCUGGGCUGUGAAAAUCAGCCCUUUGCGCAGAAGCUGAGAUUAGGAUGGGUGAUCAUAGGGGAAUGUUGCUUGGAUGGCAACCAUGUGCCACAGGACCUGAACAGCAUGAAGACCUUCAUAAACAGAAAUGGCCGCCCAUCUCUCAUGGAGCCUUGCGAAAACGCAUUCGAAAAGGAGGCAUUAUUUGCAACCUCCAGAGACGACAAUAGGAUUGGCCCAUCACAAGAAGACAAAAAGUUUUGUAGCUUGAUGUCCACAAACAUGAAGAGAAAUGAAGAAGGGAAUUGGGUGGCACCAUUACCAUUCAAAGAGCCAAGAAACAUCUUGCCAAACAACAGACCAAAUGCGGUCAGAAGAACUGCCAGCUUCGUUUCGUCUCUUCAAAAGGAUCAUGUUAAGAAAGAACACACCCUGGACUUCAUGGAGGACCUCUUUGAAAAGGGACAUGCAGAGAAGGCACCACCACUUGAUCCGAAAGAAGGAGCGUGGUAUCUACCACUGUUUGGCGUAUACCACCCAAAGAAGAAAGAUCGUAUCAGGAUAGUUUUUGACUCUUCAGCCAAAUACAACGGAUUAUCUCUGAAUGAUGUUCUGAUGACCGGUCCAAACCUGACCAACAACCUUCUUGGCGUCCUUAUGAGAUUUCGUAAGGGCGCUGUUGCUGUCAUGGCAGACAUACAGCAGAUGUUUAACAGUUUCCUUGUAAGACAAGACCACAGGAGAUACCUGAGAUUCGUAUGGCCAGAGGACAACGACCUCAGCAACAACUUAUUGGAUUACCAAAUGAAUGUCCACGUGUUUGGAAAUAGACCAUCGCCUGCUGUGGCAACUUAUGGUCUUCACAAGGGAGCAGAGAUGGCAGCGUCUACUGUAGGUAAAGAUGUCGAAAAACUUGUGAAACGGGACUUUUAUGUAGAUGACGCCCUUACCUCCCACGACUCUAGUGAGGAAGCCAUUGAUCUUUUGAAGAGAACCCAGUAUGCACUACAAGAAUUCGGAAACAUCCGGCUUCACAAGCUAUGCUCUAACUCUCGUCAAGUUUUGGCGGCGUUCGACAAGGACGACCUUGCAAAGGAUCUGAAAGAUCUAGAUCUGGAAAACGAGUUUCCACUGCAGAGAAGUCUUGGGGUAUGUUGGAAUGUCCAGCAAGAUACAUUUACCUUCCGCGUCACCCUAGAUGACAACGCCUUCACCAGAAGGGGUGUUCUAUCCACAAUCAACGGCCUCUAUGACCCCAUAGGUCUAGCUGCAGCAUUUACAAUCACAAGAAACUUCUACUGCGAGAAAGUCUCACCGAAACCCUGGGCUGGGAUGAGCCCUUACCUCAUCGGCUAUUGGAAAGAUGGUCUCAUUGGAAGCAAUCACUAG
This is a messenger RNA of Mya arenaria, 3966 nucleotides long. RefSeq lists its product as uncharacterized. The coding region runs from base 565 to 3966 and encodes 1133 amino acids. The record is from RefSeq and is a predicted model, not a curated record. NCBI's taxonomy places the organism in Eukaryota, Metazoa, Mollusca, Bivalvia, Myida, Myidae. The transcript has 2 exons.